Pyrus x bretschneideri (Chinese white pear) is the source of this 2704-nucleotide messenger RNA. RefSeq names its product zinc finger protein GAI-ASSOCIATED FACTOR 1-like. The transcript has 4 exons. Gene Ontology annotation, molecular function: DNA-binding transcription factor activity. The record is from RefSeq and is a predicted model, not a curated record. Gene Ontology annotation, cellular component: nucleus. The coding region runs from base 598 to 2184 and encodes 528 amino acids. Lineage: Eukaryota; Viridiplantae; Streptophyta; Magnoliopsida; Rosales; Rosaceae.
CUGAAAAAUCGGUGAGCAAAGACUUUUCCUUAAACUCUCUCUCUCCCCUCUCUCUCUCUAGAAUCUCAAUCUCGUUGUGUUCUUUAGCAGUCUUAUAAAACCCUGCAACUUUGUUCUUGUUCUGGUUUCUAUUUAGCUGAAAUCUCAAUAGGGCUUUUUCAAACGGUGGUCAGUCAGCUGAGAAACCGGCUGAAAAUUUUGGGUUUGGUCAAGUUUUGAGACCUGGAUCGAAUUUUGACUCUUGUAAAAUUUGGGUUUUUUUUUCUUCUUCGUCCAUAGAAAUCUCUGAGCUGGGCGAGAAACUUUUAUUUUACAGUCUGGGGUUUCUAAAUGAUUGUGUUUUCUGGGGUAAUGUAAGCUUUGGUCAGAGAUCCAUCACGACAGAGCUGGUAGGUGGGCAUAGGAAAACAAGAGGGGACGCUGACUGGUAGACGAGAGAGAGAUGAAAUCAAAGCCCUAGAAAAUGAACAAUUUGUAUCUAAAUUCAGUUCCUUAGAGUUCCUAUCCAAGUGUUAGAUUUUUGCUUUUUGUCCUGUAGAUUGAAAUUAAAAAAAAAAAAAAGAAAAGAAAGAGAGAGAAAUCAAAAUCUCAGCUCUGAUGCCGACCGACCUAGAUAAUUCCCCUACAGCUUCAGGUGAAGCUAGCGUUUCCUCCUCCGGCAACCAAACCGCUCCGCCCAAACCCGCCACCAAGAAAAAAAGAAACUUGCCAGGAAUGCCAGAUCCAGAUGCAGAAGUGAUUGCUCUGUCGCCGAAGACCCUUUUGGCGACGAACCGAUUCGUCUGCGAAAUUUGCAGCAAAGGGUUUCAGAGGGAUCAGAAUCUGCAGCUUCAUCGGCGGGGCCAUAAUCUGCCGUGGAAACUGCGGCAGAGGUCGAGCAAAGAGGUGAAGAAGCGAGUCUACGUCUGCCCGGAGGCCUCCUGUGUGCACCACGAUCCGUCUAGAGCUUUGGGUGAUCUUACUGGAAUCAAAAAGCACUUUUGUAGAAAGCACGGUGAGAAGAAGUGGAAAUGCGAUAAGUGCUCAAAGAAGUAUGCGGUUCAGUCGGAUUGGAAGGCUCAUUCCAAGAUUUGUGGCACCCGAGAGUACAAAUGUGAUUGUGGGACUUUGUUCUCAAGGAGGGAUAGCUUCAUCACUCACAGGGCUUUUUGUGAUGCUUUGGCUGAGGAGAGCGCAAGAGCCCCCACCACCACCAGCGCCACCGCCACCACCGCCGCCGCCGCCGCAGCAGUGAAUUUGAAUUCAGAGUCGGACCCAAGAGCUCAAUCUGUUAAUUCACCUCCACAACCACUGCCGUCACCGCCUCUGCCGGCCGCAGCUCCACCCCAGCCUACAACUUCAUCAGUUCCGUCCCAGUCAGCUGGUGUGUUAUCUUCAUCCCCGCCUACACAAAGUCCAGUGAGAGAGUUGCCAGAAAAUCCCACUCAAGUUGUAGAAGCAGUGCCUGCUGUGGCGGGUAGAAAGGGGAAUUGUAGCAGCAGCAGCAGCAGCAACAGCUCAAGCAGCAAUGGCAGUACAAGCAGUGGUGUGUUCGCAAGUUUAUUCGCUUCCUCAACAACAUCGGCGAGCUUGCAACCUCCUCAACAGCCUGCAUUUACUGACUUAAUUCGAGCCAUGGGGCAUCCAGAUCAAUCAACCAACCUAGCUCCAUCUUCUUCAAUGGAGCCCAUUUCUCUUGGCCUCUCAACCAGCCAUGGAUCGUCAAUUUUCGAGUCUGCAGGGCAGGAGCGUAGGCAGUAUGCGCCUCCACCACAACCAGCUAUGUCUGCGACAGCACUGCUUCAGAAGGCUGCUCAAAUGGGCGCAGCAGCAACCAAUGCAUCGUUGCUUCGUGGGUUUGGCAUUAUGUCAUCCUCAACGUCUUCCACGCAACAAGAGAGUAUGCAAUGGAAUCAAAGGCCAGCAGAACCAGAUAAUGUCUCAGUUGCUGCAGGGCUUGGACUUGGUCUUCCUUGUGAUGGAGGUUCGGGAUGGAAGGAACUAAUGAUGGGAAGUCCUCCAGUGUUCGGUCCAAAGCAAACCACACUCGAUCUUUUGGGAUUGGGAAUGGCCGCCGGUAAUAACCCCAGUAGUGGCCUAUCAGCCCUAAUCACAUCAAUUGGUGGCGGUCUAGAUGUAGCUGCUGCAGCUGCAUCCUAUGGAGGUGGAGAAUAUAGCGGUAAGGACUUGGCAAGAAGCUCAUGAAACUGGACAACUAAAGAAGUCAUUUUCUUUCAUUUGACUUGAGGAAGGGGUAUAUAAGGUGCAGGUUGAUCUCGUACAUGGAAAACGAGGGCGAAAACGACCUUGUCUUGCCGGUGUAGACUUUGUCGCAAGCUAAGUCCGAAGAUUGUUUCAGGUUUCGUCCGGCUUCUGUUUAAAUGGGGGUUUUAGCAUAGGCUUCUAUGUACGUAUGUCACUUUCUGUAAGCUUGAGGUGGAUUUGGUGAAUCAGUAUGUGUACCUACUACUGCAUACGUUCUGUAAUUUUGUCAAGUUUGUAUAGCUAAGCCUGGUGAUGAAAGGCUAAGUGGAUGGAUCCUACCAAUUUGGGUUUACAGCACUAGGCCAGGUAGAGGUAGAUGGGAUGGGGGACAUUGUAAAUUACUGUUUGAUUACCCUGUUUUUUAGGUUUUCUAGACUUGGUCAAACUUCCAAUUUCCUCCACUUUGUAGUUCGUAUGUACAAUUAAAUUAAAUUAUUAUAUUUGUUGUAUAUUUAAUUAA